ACCAGAAAUUAGACGCUAACUAACAACAACAACAAUUGAUAAGUACCUUACCUACUUGAAAAUAAAAUUCGAUUGAUUUUUUUCAACAUUUGAAGUACUGUUCGCUUGUAUCUAAUGAAUUAUUCCUCUUUAGUAAUAAUUAAGUAUUCAUCUUGUAUUUCUGAGCAGAAUUACCCGAAAAUAUGAAAACUCCACCACCGAAAACUCGUAUAAACUAUACGAGCGAAGAAAAAGCAAUCCUUAAACACUUGAUCGUCAAACAGAAAGUAGUCUUGUCUAAAAAAACCGACUGCACCUCCAGACACGCGAAGAAAAAAGCAUGGGAAACAAUCGCAGCUGAAUUCUCAUCGACGAAAGGUUGCUCGAAGAGAACGCCGGCUCAGUUGGUAAAGCUGUGGGAUAAUAUGAAAUUCGUGUCGAGAAAAAAUUCCAAGAUCAAGAACGCAGAGCUCGGUGGCACCGACAACAACGACAACGUGAAAGAAAUCCUCGAGCAGAACGUAGAUACCGGUACGAUUUCGAAUAAUGUUUCGGAUACCGUUGAUAUCGACUCGAAAAAUACGUACGAUUGCGGUACGCUUUAUUUUCUGGGACGUUUGAAUACCGAAGGAGCUCACUUUAUGACUGAAUCGUGUUCCAAUGAGAAUUCAAACGAAGCUAACGAAUCAGACCAUGGUGAGGAUGAAGUUGAUACUGUGAUUGUAGGCGAUUCGUACGAUAUUUUUGCUUCCGAAUUGAACGGGGACGAAAAAAACGAAGAUAUUGAAAAUAUAAGACUAAUCGAAGAAUUGAAAAAUGUACGGACUGAUGCUGCCAAUAGAGGAAAACGAAUUGAGGAUUCGGAAGCAAGGAGUGAGAAACGGAAAGAAAAAAACACAAAUAUCACGUACGCCGAUUUACUUCAGUAUAAGAAACAAACGAUGGAAAAAUCAUCUGAAAUUAGAAAAGCUUUGUAUAAUGCUAAACUUGAUGCGUUGAAAGCUAAAGAAAAUGCACAUAAGAUGAAAGCUGCGUAUUACGAAUAUAAAAUGAAGAAACUUCGUAAUUUCUCGAUCAUGAUGCAUCAUUAUUUAUCGCUUUGAAUACGUUCCUUUUUGCUGCCGAUUCUUUCAACGAAGUCGCUGUCCAUCAACCCAAAUGAAAAUACUGGAUAUUGGUUCCGAUUACAUACGUCAUGUCGAUGAAGUGUGAUUUUCCUAAGUCAUUACCAAUGAGGAUCGGUACUGUUCUUUGGGACAAUUGAUGGUGAUAGUUACUAAGGCUAAGAAUGCCUGAUCAAUUGUAUUUCAUUUUUUGUUCAAUUUAGACAUAAGUUGUUUUUUGUAUUAGUGAAUGAUGCUCAUUGAUAAUUAUAUUGAUUGAUUGUAAAAACUAGUUA
Messenger RNA from Planococcus citri (citrus mealybug), 1378 nucleotides. Its product is annotated as myb/SANT-like DNA-binding domain-containing protein 3. Bases 183 to 1082 code for a protein of 299 amino acids. The record is from RefSeq and is a predicted model, not a curated record. The transcript has 6 exons. Lineage: Eukaryota; Metazoa; Arthropoda; Insecta; Hemiptera; Pseudococcidae.